Lucilia cuprina (Australian sheep blowfly) is the source of this 1474-nucleotide messenger RNA. RefSeq names its product thioredoxin-related transmembrane protein 1. NCBI's taxonomy places the organism in Eukaryota, Metazoa, Arthropoda, Insecta, Diptera, Calliphoridae. The transcript is spliced from 4 exons. The record is from RefSeq and is a predicted model, not a curated record. The coding region runs from base 185 to 1195 and encodes 336 amino acids.
CGAAAUUUCAUUCGAUUACGCUAUGUAAAAACCAGUAACCAUAUAAUAUUCGUCAUAGUUUUCUUGCAUGUAAAAAAGAUAAUUAAUUUGGAAAAAAUAAAGCCGGUUGGUUUGCUAAGGAUUUUCAUAAAAGUAUUUGCUGGAAUUAAUUGAGAAAAAUAAACUUCAAAAAUAAUAAAAUAUAAUGCUAAAUUUGGGAUUUGGUGGCGGCAUUAAUAUGCAGCAACGCUCUUGGGCGUUAUUGGCAAUUUUUCUUGUAAGCUGUUUUGUUGUUGUCACUAAAGUGCAGGGAUUGCAAGCAGAACCUGUUCAAAAGCAGCAGCAGCAUUCAUUAAUUGAAUUAAAUGAAGACAAUUGGCGUCAAAUGUUCAAAGGAGAAUGGAUGGUUGAGUUCUUUGCACCUUGGUGCCCCGCCUGUAAGAAUUUGGCUCCGGUAUGGGAACGUUUUGCAGCAUCAGCAUCAGAAAUAAAUGUUAAUGUCGCUAAAAUUGAUGUUACAACUUCGCCCUCACUAAGUGGUAGAUUUUAUGUAACUGCUUUACCAACAAUUUAUCAUGUUAAAGAUGGUGAAUUUCGACAAUAUCGUGGAUCUCGGGAUGGGGAUGCUUUAAUGUUUUUCAUUAGACAAAAGCAAUGGUCUAAGUUAGAACCAAUUUCAUCAUGGAAGAAACCAGAUACCAUACAUAUGUCUGUCUUGUCAUAUUUCUUCAAAUUGUCACACACUCUUAAGCUUAUUCAUCAUUCAUUUAAGGAUUUCAAUGGUCGACUACAAGAAGAGUAUGGCCUACCAACAUGGGGUUCAUAUGCUCUCUUUACCAUUGGAACUAUAUUUGUCGGAGCAGCGUUAGGCCUUAUGUUAGUGUGCGUCGUUGAUUUUGUGUAUCCUCCAAAGAAAAUGCAACGCCAGAGUUUUUCAGAAUCAAAAGAAAAUUCACGAAAUGAUAUUGAAGACAUUGCUAAUGACGAAAUAGAAGAUGACAGGCCACAAAAUGAUGAUGAAGAUGUCGAAGAUGAUGAUGAUGAGGCAAUAGAUGAAGAAGACGACGAUAAUGAAAAUGCUUCAACAGAAGAUGAAAAACAAACUCACAGUGAGUCCGAAGAACCAGAAAGUGAAAAAAAAUCAGAUAAGAAACAAACUGGCGAUAAAUCUAGUCCCAGUGAAGUUCGCAAGCGUAAACCACGUAAAGCUGAUUAAGCAUAUGAACUUCUUAACUUAAAAUGUUUGUUAAAAAUUGCAUUUUUUUGCGAGUACUCUGAAAAUACUUUAAAUGUUUUAAAACGCACAAAAUUGUAAACCGCUUGGUUUAUUUAUACAAACAAAAAAUAAGUUAUUUUCUUAUUAGUAUAUGAAGAAAGAAAAUGUAUUCAAAUAAUUUAUAUUUUGGUAUUAAAAAAUAACUAAAUAAAGACAAUUGUUUUUGCCUUAUAUAAAAACAAAAAUGGAAAUAUCCAUUAAUAAUCACAUUUCGAAUUA